Ananas comosus (pineapple) is the source of this 408-nucleotide messenger RNA. Its product is annotated as cellulose synthase-like protein G3. Gene Ontology annotation, cellular component: trans-Golgi network; plasma membrane. Gene Ontology annotation, molecular function: mannan synthase activity. The record is from RefSeq and is a predicted model, not a curated record. The transcript has a single exon. The annotation marks the transcript as partial. NCBI's taxonomy places the organism in Eukaryota, Viridiplantae, Streptophyta, Magnoliopsida, Poales, Bromeliaceae. Gene Ontology annotation, biological process: plant-type primary cell wall biogenesis.
AUGAGAAGCCACUCAAACCCAAAAUCCAAAGCAGAAGCAGAAGCAGAAGCAGAAGCUGUUCAUGACCAUGACCAGCCACUCAGCAGCUGCCACGUGGACCAGCCUGCGGCCACCCUGAACCGGGUCCACACCCUCCUCCACCUCUGCGCCACUCUGCUCUUGCUGCGAGCCCGCGCCUCUUCCCUCCGCUCUUGCGGGGGCAGCCCCCUCGCGAUCUUCGCGUCCUCUCUCCUCCUCCUCGCGGCCGAUGCCGUGCUCGCCUUCUUAUGGGCCCUCGGGCAGGCCUUCCGGUGGCGGCCCGUGACGCGCGCCGUGUAUCCGGAUCGGCUCUCGAAAGCGGCGGUCACGCUUCCCGCGGUGGACGUGUUCGUCGUUACAGCCGACCCGGAGAAGGAGCCGGCUGUCAAG